Chionomys nivalis (European snow vole) is the source of this 3765-nucleotide messenger RNA. It is a transcript of the gene Golm2, whose product is annotated as golgi membrane protein 2. The transcript has 10 exons. The coding region runs from base 265 to 1572 and encodes 435 amino acids. NCBI's taxonomy places the organism in Eukaryota, Metazoa, Chordata, Mammalia, Rodentia, Cricetidae. The record is from RefSeq and is a predicted model, not a curated record.
CCAGCCCUGAGGCGUCGGGCAUCGGAUACCGGCGCCUCCUUCUCCCGGUCCCCUGCGGCGGGCGCCUGCUCCGCUGCUGCGCUCCGACUCUUGGAGGGCUCGCGGCAGGGGGCGCCGAGGGGGCGGGGAGGACCCGCGACGCCCCGCCCCCUUCCGCGCUCCGGCAGAUAGGCCCGCCUCCGGGGGUCCUGGUCCCGAGGCGGCUCGGAGCUCAGGCCGGCGCUGCCCGCAGGUGUCGGCGGCGGCGGCGGAGCCACCGGCCCCAUGGUGGGUUUCGGGGCCAACCGGCGGGCCGGCCGCCUGCCCUCCUUCGUGCUGGUGGUGUUGCUGCUGGUCAUCGUCGUCCUUGCCUUCAACUACUGGAGCAUCUCCUCGCGCCACGUUCUGCUUCAGGAGGAGGUGGCCGAGCUGCAGGGCCAAGUCCAGCGCACCGAGGUGGCCCGUGGGCGCCUGGAGAAGCGCAACUCGGACCUCUUGCUCUUGGUAGACACGCAUAAGAAGCAGAUCGACCAGAAGGAGGCCGACUACGGCCGCCUGAGCAGCCGGCUGCAGGCCAGGGAGGGCCUGGGCAAGAGAUGCGAGGAUGACAAGGUUAAACUACAGAACAACAUAUCGUAUCAGAUGGCAGACAUACAUCAUUUAAAGGAACAACUGGCUGAACUUCGUCAGGAGUUUCUUCGACAAGAAGACCAGCUUCAGGACUACAGGAAAAAUAGCACAUACCUUGUGAAGAGGUUAGAAUAUGAGAGUUUUCAGUGUGGACAGCAGAUCAAGGAAUUAAGAGCACAACAUGAAGAAAAUAUAAAAAAAUUAGCAGAUCAGUUUUUGCAGGAACAAAAGGAGACCCACAAGAGUCAAUCAAAUGAUGGAAAAGAAUUGGGUAUAAAUGAUCAUGUAGCCCCUAAAAAUAUUCCAAAUAUGGCUGAAAAUGACGCAAAUAAGAAUGAGGACCCCUCAAGCAAUCAUGUUCCACAUGGGAAAGAACAAGCUAAACGAAUUGGUGAUGCAGGGAUGCCUGGAGUAGAAGAGAAUGAUCUAGCAAAAGUAGAUGAUCUUCCUGCUGCUUUAAAGAAGCCCCCUGUGUUAGCUUCUCCACAUGAAAGUCAUCAAACAAUUUCCCAUCUUCCAACUGGACAGCCUCUCUCACCUAACAUGGCUCCAGGUUCACAACUAAACCAGAAUGAAAAUCCUGGUACUUCCAAACAGAACCCUUCAAAUCCUCUUCAGCACCUAAUUCCAGGCUCAAACCUGGAGCGAGAACCCAGAAUUCAACCAGACACACUAAAGCAGGCCACCAGGGACAGAGUCAGUGAUUUCCACAAAUUGAAGCAAAGCCGAUUCUUUGAUGAAAAUGAAUCCCCUGUUGAUCCGCAGCAUGGCUCUAGACUGGCGGAUUAUAAUGGGGAUGAUGGUAACGUAGGUGAGUAUGAGGCAGACAAGCAGGCUGAGCUGGCUUACAAUGAGGAAGACGAUGGUGAUGGUGGAGAGGAAGACGUCCAAGAUGAUGAAGAACGAGAACUUCAGAUGGAUCCUGCAGACUACGGCAAACAGCGCUUCAAUGAUGUCCUUUAAGUCUAAGGAAUGCUCGCAACCCGAAGUGCUGUGCAGUGAAUCACCUCUACUUGUCAGUGUUGACUUCUGUUGUACAGAUACAUUGCGAUAGAGUUAAGGACAUUUUAAUGAAGGAAUGUACCGAUGUACAUAUGUGAACUUUUUCAUGUUGUAUUAUCAAAGCAGAUACUUUUUUUGGUUACAACACAGCUGAGCCAAAAACAGUUAAUCUUUGCAUUUAAAGCAAACUAAUGUAAAUUUCACAUUUUAUUGAACCUAAUUUUUUUCACAAAAAGACAAACAGGAACAAAUGUUUGUACAGGUUAAAUGCUGCACACAGUGUAAUGGCAGUGAGAAGUUAGUAUAGACACUAAUACAUUUUUGUUACUUCCCAUAGGUGUCCUCUGCUACCCCUCGUUUAACACUCUCUAAAGAGUUACGGUAGAAUAGUUACACACACAGUGGGGACCUGGAUGCCAAGCAGUGUGCAAUGUGUGUACAGAAUGACCUCCUGCUCCUUUUAUUUGGCUCGAGUGCUGAUGACAUAGGACUGAGGCCUGAUGGAAGCCCAGCUCAUCAUAACAGUGUUUAUAAGUUAUUCUUUACUUAGUUCUUGAAGUUGCGGAAUGCAUGGUUGACAAUGAAUUUUUAUUUUUUCAGGUAAUACCAGUACUGUUUAACUAUAGUCAGCACUGGCUAAAAUUCUUUAUAUUUUCAGAGUUGAGUCUGGUGAAAGUAUUCACUGUUUACACGUCAGCUCCUGAAAGUGACCAAGUCCACCUUGAAAUGAGUCUGCAGUCAUACAGCAAAGCUCUUCUGGUAGUUUUAAUGAUUGUACUUGAUUAGAGUUUUCCAGAACUACUAAGUAAGGGAUUUUAACAGGUUUUUAUUAAUGAACAGAUGAAUAGAAGUACCAUGAAGUCUACAGCUGUUUUAUUGAAAUAGUCGAAAACUUUGUAAUAAAAAUGAAUAUUUGUAAUUAAUGUUAAUUAAGAACCCACCAAGCUCGUUUGCUAGACUUACAGAAUUAUUUUCAGUGCAUUAUAUCUUUGCCAUUAUUUCAUUAGGAUGUAUAAGCUAGCUAAUCCUUGUUUUCUGAUUUCACUUUUAAAUUUUUUCAUGUUACCUAAAAAUGAAAGGUAUUGAUCAUCAGGGGAAAUGUAAGGCUGAAACCCUGUAAUUGCACAUAAAUAUGAAAUAUGGGGGAGUGACAUAACUCAGUGGUAGUGUAAGGCCUAGGUUGAUUCCCAACACUAAAAAAUAAACCCACAAGUAAACAUAUGGAAAGUCUCUACACUAAGGUUGUAAAUAAAAUACUAGCUGAUAGAAGAAAUGAUUGUUCACUUACUGAGAUGCUGAAGUUCUUAUAUUUCAGUCCAAAGUUAUUUCAUGGCCAGGAAAAAAUGGAAUAAUUUAUUAAAAUUUGUUUUUCUACUAUAUCAGAUUAUCCAGUGUUGAGGAAGCAAAGACAGAUGGGUCCCUGGGGCUUGCCAGCCGCCAUCCUGGCCUAAUUAGCAAGUUCCAGGUCCCAAUAAGGACUACUACCAAGGAACACCACACACACAGAUUGACCUCUGGCCUCCAUAUACAAACACAAACAACUGCACCUACACCUGCACACGUGUAAAUGCUUGUGUACACAAACACACACCCACACCAAGAAACCAGUUUAUACUUUUGUUGUCCGUAAAGUCAGGCCUACAGUAAAACUAUGACGAGUUACACUAAAGUGUGGUUAACGGGCAGUGAGGCGCACCCGCGGGAGUGCAAGGGGAGUCAGCUGAAUGCCUGGUGAUGCUUUGUACUUGGCAUUAUGGAACUGUAUAGACAGACCAGAAAGUCUCCUGCCAGUUUCAUUGUCAUCAAAACAGCCAAUUGUUUGUGUGGUAGCUGUCCUACACAGCAAAAACUUCAUUGAACAGCCUAGACAUUUUAUAAACUGGGGAAUCUUGGACCAAUUGAUAAUAUUUCUGACUGUAUUAACAUUGUAGUGCUAUCAAGUGCUAUGUGGAUCUCUUUAAAUUGUGGCAUUCUACAGUCUGUAUUAGACUUGCUGUUUUGUUUUGUUUACAGUGUUUUACUUCUACCUUAAAAAUUAGGGUUGUUUGUUUUGUUUGUUUCGGUGUAUUUUUGCCCUGAAUUAAGUGUUAAUUUGACAGGAACGCUGCUUUUAAAAAUCAUACUGGGUUCUAAUAAAUUAAAAGUUAAACUUGU